Molecule: messenger RNA, 1191 nt
Organism: Peniophora sp. CBMAI 1063
Lineage: Eukaryota; Fungi; Basidiomycota; Agaricomycetes; Russulales; Peniophoraceae
Source: the annotation of a GenBank genome assembly
AUGUGGGAAAUGAGCAGCUAUGCCGGCCCAGUCACUCGUGAUGAUAUAUUCUUCUACAACUACCAUACCGGUUUCUACGUAAUGCAAGACCGUGAACGCUACAUACGCGCGGAGCCAUCCAAGCUGUACGAGCUGCUCACUUGGGUGGACAAAGGACCUGCUCUCACGAAGAAGGGCGCUCCACGCAAGCGGCAACCGCCUCCGCACUGGGACGAAUCGGUGGCAUACUAUACAGCUCAAGCGCUCCAUUAUGGACUGAAGCCCAAGAAGACGAAGGAGGAGACGAAGAAGACGCUCCUCGACGCGUUUAAAGGGGGGAAGAGCCUUCAGGUUCCCGAAAAAAUCCUGGCGUUGGAGAAGGAGCUUCGGAAGCUGUGGCAAGACGAGGACAAGAAGGCUCGCGCUCGGUACGAGCAAGAAGAGAGGGAGAGGGAAGAGGCGGAGGAGAAGAAGCGUGUCGAAGACAGGCGGAGACAUGAGGAGAUACUGGCCGAGUUCGAGAAGAGCGCUGCGCCUACUCCCAAGGCGGCAACUUCGCGUAAACGCAAGGCCACGGACGACGGAAACGCGACCCAGAAGAAGACGAAGACGAGCGGGAGCGGUAGUGGCAAGCUCUCAGAUCUGGAAGUUCGAGGAGAAUUUGCCGUCAAGGCUCCCUAUCUCGCGGAGCAAUGGGACGACGCGUCCGGAGACCUUACCCUGAUGCUCUCGCCCUCCCGUGGUACCGGCAAACAUCUAUGGGGAAGCUUCGACUUCGGCAUCGUAAAGGGCAUCAUCCGCGCCGGUGCACCUCCUACCACUGUAGGCGCCACAGUCGCUUUCAAGUGGCGUGGCCACGAGCAAGGCGAGGGCCAGAUGGAGUUCGGGGAGGAGAACAAGGGCACGCUCACGUUCCUCGGCAACGGCAAGAUUCGCGGUACCAUGGUCGGCGGGUUCAUGAGCGAGUUCGUCUUCUCGGCCAUUCAGGACCGCGAAUCGCUUCGUAGUGUCGUGUGGAAUAUGCAUGUCAAGGAGUGGAAGGAGGAGUGGCGCGGUAUCAAUGACCGCACAUACAACGCUGCGAGGGUAGGGCGUUGGGGCAAUUGGUGUGCGGGAGGAGACUAUAAGGAAAGGCCGGCUGGUUCGGAUACAUCUGAUGCUGGUAGUGCCAGUGACGCUGGUGAGGACGAUGACUACAACUAUGCGCUAUGA